AUGUCAGCAGCACAACGCAUCAGCCAAAGAGUGGCGCACUCAGCUGCUCGCAGCACUGCAUCCGAGGCCGACAUUAUGUCGAUGGGUGAGCCGUCCGAGCUGCUUGCACGCUUGCAAAAAAUCCGUGCUCGCUCCACAGCUACCACCCAGGGAUGCUCGGUCUCCUACGCCCCUCGUAGCGACGUUUCUACAGCGGAAAAUCAACAUUCAGAUGGAACACAGAACCCAGCCAGCUCUCGUGAUGAGCUCGAAUGGAAAGAUAGGCUGCUCACAUGGACGAGAGGCAACACGCUGAUGCGAACAUUUUCCUUCUCGAGCCCAGUGCUGCAAUCCUUCUGGACUCUCUUCCAAGUAAGCUCCCCAGACACCAUCCUCGUAGCGCCUGGAAAAGCACGCAUCAAUCAGCACGCAGAUUCUUUGGUAAGAGCACUCUGUGUCUUUUUCGAGCAGGCAGUACACAUUCACUUCCCCGGUACCGGCGAGCAGGUAGACAUGGACCUUCCCUUCCGCUUCUCCAAAGCAUUUCCUGCUCCCGUCGGAGUUCUUAUCCAGCGUCAAAUCGAACUUGAGGACGAGCGCAUCGCAUCGAGGCUGCGGCAACCUGUAACUGCAUCGUCCCUACCUCAAACCUCGUCCAACGCCGGCUUCCCUUUCCCAGACCUCUCGAACUCUUCCGACUCAGUCUACAACCUGUCCAAUAUCCUCGACGAAUACGAUCUCGCAUCGACGUCACAAAUUCAUCAGGAUCCUGCCCGCAUCUUACCUAUGGUCUUCUAUCUAUCACGAUGCUACGAUGAUCUCGUUCCGGUCGACCGUUAUCCACAGCUUUCCUAUUCCGCCUCGCCUGCCACCGACCCCAAGCCGAUGACACACGGACCUGUAUUGCCCUUUGGCGAGAUGGAUGAAGUCGUCGCUUUUGUAUCUUCGCGUAAUGAUCCGCGGUAUCCGUCAUUCAUAGUCACCAAAAGCGUCCAGAACUCGGCCAUCCGCAUUUACGCUUUCACUGCUCGACCAGACGCCCUUGAGGCUACACCGGCCUUGCUCUCCACACACCCCGUCCAUUCGUCUCUUGGCAUGACUGCGGUUGGCGAUCAUGGUGUGACAAACAUCGCCGGUCCACAGUCAUUGACCGCUAUCGAUAGCCAGGUUGAUGACAGACAUGGCGCGACAAAACAUGCACGUACUCUCUCGGAUACACCUGGUGCUCCUAGCAGCACCACCCUCGGCAGAGGGUUCCCAUCUACUCUCCGGAGAAGUGCCCGCAUCGACCUUGAGAGGCGUACCAGUGGUAUCGCUUCAGCUGCAAUGGGAAGAGAUCCGAGCGGUCGAAGUCGACGCAUCAGUGCCAUGCAUUCUGGUGCAUCCGAGCGUAGAUCUUCUAGCCGCAAGGACGAACAGGCGACUCAAGCACGAGAUCGCACGCUAGCCAACAUCUCACAUACCGCAGACGGCCUUCGCUUUCAGUCCCAGGCGUAUCCACACGAAGCCAUCAUGGACGAUCUUGGCGCUGCCGGUACGAGCAUGCGUAUAUCCACCAACCCAGCAACAGCCGCUCGACUUCGCCGCAGCUCGCAGGCAGCACCUCGCACCCCCUAUGGCGGUCCUCGAAAUUCGAAUCGCGCCUCAAUAUCAGCUGCCAAGUCGAGACCAUCAAUGAAUCUCUCUCGCCUAGACACCAGCGUCGACCCAACGCGUUUCAGCUCUGCCAUCCCCACUGGAACUAUCGAUGGAAUCCGCGCAGACGCCAUAGAUGUUGAGGCUGGUAUCGCACCCGAUGAUGACGAUGUUGACUUGGCUCAAAUCGCCGACAUGGACGGGUUUGCGCGCAGCUUUGCCUGUGUAUGCCUUUUGGAUGAGAUAAAGCUUCCAGGGGCGAGCGUAGCCUCCGACUUGGCUGGUCUGCGGGUGAGCAGCGCUUCGUUCGAUCGCGUCGAUCCGGACGCCACCUACCUCUUCCUCUCAGUGCCUCACCUUGAACAAACAUUUUGCAGAAGACUCGGCUUCCAGAGGCUGGAAUCUCGUGACUCGUAUCGAAAUCUGCCCUUCUGCAAAACACCUAGCAAGCUGCAGGCUUCUGCGGUAAUUUCGUGCUCUGCCCUCUUGCCUCUCCAAGUGAUGGGCUCAGACUCCACAGAGGUGCUAACAAUAUCCCAAAACGGAGUAAUUCAGCUCCAUCUUGGUCCUCCUUCCUUGAGUAGGCCAGCGCUCGACUUGAGCACGUUCGGUCCUGUGACACAGGGCCUCGAACAGCUUGCUACAACCGCCUCUUCAGUGGAUCUUCAAGCAGCGGUGAAAGGAGGCGUAUCCAGUGUACAGCUCAUAUCCGCAGAGUCUGAUGAAAGUAUCGAUGUCCAGCUUGACUUUCGCUCAACAUGCACAAUCACUGCUCGAGUAUUGAGGGUGAUUUCACAGACUUUGCCACAUCAACUCGCCGCAAAAAUCAAAUCCCGAUGGAUUCAAACGCGCUUCCUCACAGGUGCCAGCCCACGUCCACCGCACGGGCAGGCUGCGAUAAACAAGGACUGGACUUCCCUGGUGCAAGUUCUCACUUCUUCAUUGUCGCCUCUACGCGCUGAUGACGAAACGGCUGGAGGACUCAUAGCUCAUCGUUUGUUUGGAAAUGACCCGCUUCUGCAUGGUCUCUCCAAGCUUGACUCUAUCGACUUUGAACAGAAGGGUGUGGAAUCAGCAACUCCGAUCAAAGAUGCUCUGCAACAGGAGGAGGCCCAAUGCAUCCUCUUGACGCUCUACUUGCUGGCAGAGGAGAUGCGUCUCGACAAUACGCAUUCAGAGGAAGGGGUGAGGAGAGUCGUACACGUUGCCGUUGCUGUGGCUCAGCGCCAUCAAGCUUCUGGCUGGGUAGAUGCGCUUCGGACUCGCCUUGUGCCAACUCGCAUAGAAGCCGAAUUUGUGCCGACUAUAGUGCCGCUUGGGAACACAGUAAGGAGCACCACCGGUCCUCCGGCGAAUUUCUACCACGUGCUUCUUGAUUUGGCAUGGGCCGGCGGCGAGCAAGUCGAUUCUGUUGACAGCUGGAUCAGAACUGGCCGCACAUCUGUGCAGGUCGCUAACGCAGCUUCCACAUUCCCGGUGCUGGACGCCAUCCUUCGCACAUAUGCCAUCUUCAGACAGGCCACUAUCGAUCGUCAAGAUGUGGCGACAGCAAUUGUUGAAAGCAUGAUCAAGCUCGGCCUUGAUCUGGAAAAACUGCGCAAGCUACCCUUUGGAAUCUCGGUCCCGCUAUAUCAGGCGAUCCGACACUGCCAGAUCAAGCCUCCGAGUGAGAAGAGCGCCGAGUUCUACCACAUGGUACAACGGGAAGAAAUCGCUCUCAACACGUGUAGGCAGCGAGGCUCGUUGAGCACGGCAAAUGCUCGAAAGAUUCCGGAACAGCUGAUCAGAACGCUCCCCAAGGAUGGGCCUUUGGACGCCAUCUGUGCCCAACUCUUCAGUCGAGAUUUUCGUCUACGUGAUGUUUUGGCAAUGCUCAAGACUGAUACAGUUAAUUCGGUAUACGUUGCUGAAGGCGAAAAUCAGACCGAAGCUACCAUCAUGGAGCAGCACAAUGCUGCAGUGGCGGCCAUAGGCGAACGUACCAAAGCACUUUCUCCCGGCCGUGCUAUGCUGUUCAUGAUGUCGCGGCAGUUUUUGCCGACGCACAAGUGGCGCAUCCCGUCUAUCUGCUUAGCAGUCAAAGUGAGACCACGCGGGAUGACCAUCGAGCCUGACAACAAGGCAGAUCCUGCCGGUUUGGACUGGCCCGAGUUUCACAAUGGCGUAGCAUCGGUGCUAGAGCUCAACCUGGCUGACAACGUCACGGUGGACUCGAAGUGGAUCUUUGCUCAUCUCGGGGAACAGGUCACCGCACGCCAUGCAGGCUUCUUGUUCGGACUCGGGCUGAUGAGGCAGCUUCCCACAAUGACCCCUGUGCAUGUUUUCCGGUAUCUUAAGAUGCGCAACAAUCUGCUCACGAUCGGAUUUCUGCUCGGUAUGGCUGUAUCCACCGUCGCUACGGCAGAUCCCACUGCAAGACACUUGAUCGGCAUGCAGCUCACAGCUUUUCUCCCAUCGGGCUCAGCUCCACUGAAUCUAUCAACCAUCACACAGACUGCUGGUCUCCUGGCCAUGGGGCUCGUUUUCCUGGGCAGCAACCACCGCUGGACUGCCAAGCGAAUGCUCGAUCAGAUCGGAGCGCAAGAGUCUCCUACUCCCAACAUGCAGCCGCAGCACCGCGAAGCGUACUCCUUGUCGGCAGGGCUGGCGCUUGGACUCGUGUACAUGGGCAAGGGCCGAGGCAAUGGCAUGAAGAGUCUACCCGAUAAGCGCAUUAUUUCGCGCCUUGUGCAUCUGGUCAAGGGAAGCAGCGACAUCAAAACGGGUUUCUCGCUACCAGGCGAUCUGCGGUCAGACACUGGAUCUUGGGCAGAUCUCGAGAUCAAUUUGACAUCGGCUCCGGCUGCGCUUGCCUUUGGUCUGAUUUUCUUGCGGUCUAAUUGCAAGAUGAUCGCCGACGUCAUGGCACCGCCGCAAAUGCCACGUGAUCUCGAUACGCUUCGACCAGAUGUCCUGUUUGUCCAUGUGUUAGCGCGAUCAAUUAUUUUGUGGGACUUGAUUGAGCCCACGAAUGAAUGGCUUCACAGCGUGCUCCCGAGCUGGCUACAGAAACGGAUCGAGAUGGGCAAGUCGAUAUCGGAAGCAGCACAGCUAGCUCAGAUUAACAUGCAGGCGGGCGCGUGCUUUGCCAUCGGACUCAAGUAUGCCGGCUCGAAAGACGCCCAGGCUUGCGAUUGCCUAUGGCAGCAACUGCACACAUUGGACAAACAGGUCAGAGUGCAAACCGUCUCGUUUUUCUCCAAGAUCCGAAAAGCGGCCGUCCAAGCUGCACUGGAUCAAGCGAGGAUGUCGUUGGCUAUGGUGCUCGCUGGAAGUGGCGAUGUGGACUUUCUGCGGCAUCUUCGAAGAGCACAUGGUGACGUUGAUGGCGAUGUGUGCUAUGGCAGUCACAUGGCGACUCACAUGGCGUUGGGAUUGCUGUUCCUCGGUGGAGGUCGUUUCACAUUGGGAACGUCGGAUCUGGGAGUAGCUGCGCUGCUGAUCUCCUUCUUGCCACCGUUUCCGAGGUGGAGCGGGGACAACCGUGCGCAUUUGCAGGUGUUUCGACAUCUGUGGUACCUCGCCAUCGAGCCACGAUUGUUGAUCACUACUGAUGUCGAGACGGAUCAGCUGGUAAGCUUGCCGAUCCAGAUUGCGGGUGUCACCAGUAAGCAAGGUGAUAACGAUGGACGUGCAUUUACACCGUUGCUUCUACCCAAUCGUCCGCUAUCAGGGUUGAUACAGACCGCAACAGACCGAUAUUGGCCAGCGAGCAUCGACAGCAGCACUAUGACCGAUCGCACUGCUGCUACAGCAGCUCUAUCGAAAGCUGCAGCUUCAUCUUUAACCUCACAAAAGCUCUUUGUCAAACGCAAGACAGCUCGUCUGGACUAUCUUGCGGACCCACAUGGUAGCAGAAGCUUGUCAUUGGACGAGACAGUGCCUCUAGACCUUUGCUCCGACUCGAUUCAAUCGGUUGGUCCAGGGCCAGCCGAACUUGGCGAAGCAAUGCGCGGAUUCUCGUCGGCUGGCAAACAGCGUGAAUUGGUACGCAGCUUGUCUCUCCUUUCCGCAGGCGAGGACACCAUGGCACCGGUCGUGCGAGCGGUAGUGAUGGAGUGUCUGACCAUGGACAAGAUGUAUGUGCUGCCAGCGUAUGCUAGCGUUGUUGAGCUGCAGGAACAAGGAGAUUGGCUUGGACGCUAUCGAGAUGUUCGAUUUGCCGACGAGUAUUACCGCAUUCAUCACACAAGACUGUUCGGUGACGAUGCGGAGACACUGGUUCAACCUGGAUUGUUGACUUCAUUACGACGUCUUGCUCAACACCACGUCGAGAACGACUUUGGCUGCAAUGCAGAUGUCCGAGAUGCGAUCACACGGUAUCUCACGUCGGACAUGACCCCGCCGGAAUUCGCCUCGGAUGCCAUCUAUCCGGUACUGAUCGCAAGCGAACUGGACAGCGUGGAAGAAGUACGUAAUCUCGUCAAGUUCAUCUCGGAACAUAUCCGCGCAUCACAAGAGGCAAGUGACGCGGAAAGUACAAGGGCGAGGGUCCGCUUGGUGACGGACGCAGCAUUUGGUGGAGAGAACAGACCGCCUUGGACUAGGUAUAUACUGGACCAUGUUGUGAAGACGCCUUAA
Messenger RNA from Mycosarcoma maydis (corn smut), 6234 nucleotides. Its product is annotated as anaphase promoting complex subunit 1. The transcript has a single exon. Gene Ontology annotation, cellular component: anaphase-promoting complex. Gene Ontology annotation, molecular function: molecular adaptor activity. Gene Ontology annotation, biological process: protein K11-linked ubiquitination; anaphase-promoting complex-dependent catabolic process; metaphase/anaphase transition of mitotic cell cycle. The record is from RefSeq and is a predicted model, not a curated record. Lineage: Eukaryota; Fungi; Basidiomycota; Ustilaginomycetes; Ustilaginales. Bases 1 to 6234 code for a protein of 2077 amino acids.